AUGGAUUUCGGGUCCUUGGAGACUGUCGUGGCCAACUCUGCCUUCAUUGCUGCCCGCGGCAGCUUUGAUGGAAGCAGCACCCCGUCUUCCCGGGACAAGAAGUAUCUGGCCAAGCUCCGGUUGCCCCCGCUGUCCAAGUGCGAGGGUCUCCGUGACAGCCUCAGCCUGGAGUUCGAGAGCCUGUGCUCAGAGCAGCCCAUUGGCAAGAGGCUCUUCCAGCAGUUCCUGAAGACAGAGGAGAGGCAUGUGCCAGCCCUGGAGCUCUGGAAGGACAUCGAGGACUAUGACACAGCCGAUGAUGAUCUGCGGCCGCAGAAGACACAGGCCAUCCUGGCUGAGUACCUGGACCCACAGGCCACACUCUUCUGCAAUUUUCUGGACCAGGGCAUGGUGGCAAAGGUGAAGGAAGGGCCGAUGGGGAGCCAGGAUGGCCUCUUCCAGCCGCUGCUGCAGGCCACGCUGGAUCACUUGAGCCAGGUCCCCUUCCAGGAGUACCUGGGAAGCCUGUAUUUCCUGCGGUUCCUCCAGUGGAAGUGGCUGGAGGGCCAGCCCAUAGGCGAAGACUGGUUCUUGGACUUCAGGGUUCUGGGGAAAGGGGGCUUUGGGGAGGUGUCAGCCUGCCAAAUGAAGGCUACUGGCAAAAUGUAUGCCUGCAAGAAACUCAACAAGAAGCGUCUGAAGAAGAGGAAGGGCUACCAGGGUGCCAUGGUUGAGAAGAGGAUUCUGGCCAAAGUACAUAGCAGGUUCAUUGUGUCUCUGGCCUAUGCAUUUGAGACCAAGACCGAUCUCUGUCUGGUGAUGACCAUCAUGAAUGGAGGUGACAUAAGGUACCACAUCUACAAUGUGGAUGAAGAGAACCCUGGCUUCCCGGAACCACGAGCAAUCUACUACACGGCUCAGAUUAUCAGUGGUCUGGAGCACCUGCAUCAGAGACGCAUUGUGUACCGGGACCUCAAGCCGGAGAAUGUGCUGCUGGACAAUGAUGGCAAUAUCCGGAUUUCUGACCUUGGGUUGGCUGUGGAGCUGAAGGAAGGGCAGAAUAAGACCAAGGGCUACGCAGGGACCCCAGGUUUCAUGGCCCCUGAGCUCCUCCGUGGUGAAGAAUAUGACUUCUCUGUAGACUACUUUGCCCUGGGGGUCACAUUGUAUGAGAUGAUUGCAGCCAGGGGACCCUUCCGAGCCCGAGGAGAGAAGGUAGAAAACAAGGAACUCAAGCAGCGCAUCAUCUCGGAGCCCGUGCAGUACCCAGACAAGUUCAGCCAGGCCAGCAAGGACUUCUGUGAGGAACUGUUGGAGAAGGACCCGGAGAAGCGCCUGGGCUUCCGGGAUGGGACCUGUGAUGUUCUGAGGGCAAACAACCUCUUCAAAGACAUCAGCUGGAGGCAGCUGGAAGCCGGGAUGCUGAUCCCUCCAUUCAUCCCAGACUCUAGGACUGUCUAUGCCAAGAACAUACAGGACGUGGGUGCCUUUUCCACAGUCAAGGGUGUGGUUUUUGACAAAGCGGACACGGAGUUCUUCCAAGAAUUUGCCUCUGGCAACUGCCCCAUUCCCUGGCAGGAGGAGAUGAUUGAGACGGGUAUCUUUGGGGACCUGAACGUGUGGCGCCCAGAUGGUCAAAUGCCAGAUGACAUGAAGGGAAUCACCGUGGAGGAGGCAGCCCCUACAUCCAAGUCAGGAAUGUGUCUCAUCUCCUAGCCAAGUAUCUGAGAGAAACAUGGAGAUGGUGUGU
Messenger RNA from Onychomys torridus (southern grasshopper mouse), 1729 nucleotides. RefSeq names its product G protein-coupled receptor kinase 1 (gene Grk1). Gene Ontology annotation, cellular component: cytoplasm. The coding region runs from base 1 to 1695 and encodes 564 amino acids. Gene Ontology annotation, biological process: visual perception; regulation of opsin-mediated signaling pathway; protein phosphorylation. Gene Ontology annotation, molecular function: ATP binding; rhodopsin kinase activity. NCBI's taxonomy places the organism in Eukaryota, Metazoa, Chordata, Mammalia, Rodentia, Cricetidae. The record is from RefSeq and is a predicted model, not a curated record. The transcript is spliced from 7 exons.